This is a messenger RNA of Callorhinchus milii (elephant shark), 1271 nucleotides long. RefSeq names its product NADH:ubiquinone oxidoreductase subunit A10 (gene ndufa10). The record is from RefSeq and is marked provisional. Gene Ontology annotation, cellular component: cytoplasm. NCBI's taxonomy places the organism in Eukaryota, Metazoa, Chordata, Chondrichthyes, Chimaeriformes, Callorhinchidae. Gene Ontology annotation, biological process: mitochondrial electron transport, NADH to ubiquinone.
GGUGACCCCAGGCGGCAAUGGCGGUGCGGCUGCUCCGAGCGCGACUCCGAGUCACUGUGACCUCGGCCCCAGGUCCGGCCCCAGGCCCACACUCAUCAGCGGCUGGCAUCCACACCAGCUGUACCAGGAGCUUGAAGUAUGGCUGGCUGGCUUUCGCAUUGGGCGAAAGAACAACCCCAAGAAUGAAGGAGAUGAGUAAGAUCAUCACCGUCGAGGGAAACCUGGCAUCUGGGAAAAGUGAACUGGCACAGAAACUGGCUCAGCGUCUGGACAUGCUGUACAUCCCUCAGGCUGGUGUCCAUUACUGGGAAAAGAAGCUUGGAGAUGGCCCACUGCUGGAACCCACGUUCAGCGGGAACUGUAGCUUGGAAAAAUUCUACGCUGAUCCCAAAUUCUCGGAUGGGAAUUCUUACAGACUACAGGCCUGGCUGUACCAUGUCCGCACCCUACAGUACUCAGAUGCUCUGGAGCACCUGCUGCAGACAGGUCAGGGGGUGGUGCUGGAGCGGUCGCCAUACAGUGACUAUGUCUUCCUAGAAGCCAUGUACAACCAGGGCUACAUCCGGAAACAGUGUGUCGAGCACUACAAUGAAAUAAAGGAGAUCAGCAUAUGUGAGUUCCUGCCUCCUCACUUGGUUAUCUACCUAAACCUACCUGUGGAAGAGGUACAGAAGAGACUGAAACAGCAUGGAACGCCCCACGAACAGAAGAUUUCCGCCGGAUAUCUGCAGGGGAUCGAGGAUGCUUACAAGAAGUCCUUCCUGCCAAAGAUAAGUGAGGUGAGCGAGGUGCUAGAGUACAGCGGGUUGCAGCUUCCUGAAACGGAGCGGAUCAUCGAAGACCUGGAGCUCUUGAAGUGGGAUAAAGGACCCUGGCUGGAGCAAGAUGAUGUGACCUUCCACAAGCUCAGGGUCCUGGUGGAAAACAAGCAGGCCGUGGCUGACUUAACCAUCAUCCCCAAGUUCAUCCCAGAGAUCACCAUCGGAGCCCACGAAUUUGAUGAAGCAUUUUACAAAUACAAAGAGCGGCCGGGUAGGCAGUAUCAGAAAGGUUACAAUGAAGACGUGGGAGACAAGUGGAUUUGGUUGAAAUGACGGUGGGCGCUCUCUAGAGAAGGCUCUGUAACCUCUGAUUCUGCUCUUCGAAGCUGCUGAUCUCGGGCAGGGACGACUCAGUGGGCUCAGUGUUGCAGCUAGUCACUGUAUGUCCUUCAGCCCAUGUACAACAUUUCAAGCAUCUUUGUCUUGUUCGUAGCUAAUAAAACUUGAAAU